AUGCCAGGCAAGGGAGGCGACUAUGCAUUCGCUGUCGACCGGAACGGCUUCCAUUGGAAAUGUGUGAAUCGCAUGCAGAUAGAUGGCGAUUCCGGUCGCUAUGAUAACUGGGCAUGCAUCCCAUUAGCAUGCUUCAAGAAAGAAGGGACAAUCCUGAGAGGCUUCAAGUUCGAAGAAGACUGCAAGAAACCUGCAGUCAUUGUCAACGACGACGGCGCUGUCGUCAACGAAGCUCCAGAAGACGCGGAGGAGUAUCCACCGAUAGAGCUUCUGAAGCCGCCGCUGCGGCCGGAUGAGAUGGCUGUGCCUCCAUCGCUCCUCGUCACACCGCCCUGGCAGUGGAGGAGGCCCCAUGAGCGAAGUCAAGCAGGGGGCCGUCGUGAUUGCUGCUUCCUGUAA
Messenger RNA from Symbiodinium pilosum, 399 nucleotides. The record is from the annotation of a GenBank genome assembly. Lineage: Eukaryota; Dinophyceae; Suessiales; Symbiodiniaceae.